AUGGCUCGUGUACAUUGGGCACAUUGCUUCGAUUAUCUUGCUCAGGCCAUCCUCUGCGCCGCAGAUGAUACUCUCGAACCUCCACAAACAGUAUUGAAUGGGCAGGGUCAGAAGAUUCAAAUAAUUGAUGGGGUCGGGCAUAUCGCUCAUCAAUGCCGUGAUCCUGCUCCAUUAUGGCGUGCAGUGAAGCAGGGUAGUGCCCGUCCGUACGAUGAGGCUAUCCUCGGCCAUAGCGUCGGGGCUAGUGGCCUUCUGACAAGUACCGAAUAUUAUCAAAUACCUGAGUUAUAUAGGGCCGGAUAG
Messenger RNA from Talaromyces stipitatus ATCC 10500, 303 nucleotides. RefSeq lists its product as uncharacterized. The transcript is spliced from 2 exons. Gene Ontology annotation, biological process: mycotoxin biosynthetic process. Lineage: Eukaryota; Fungi; Ascomycota; Eurotiomycetes; Eurotiales; Trichocomaceae. The record is from RefSeq and is a predicted model, not a curated record. Bases 1 to 303 code for a protein of 100 amino acids.